Messenger RNA from Malania oleifera, 1082 nucleotides. RefSeq names its product CASP-like protein 2D1. The coding region runs from base 245 to 841 and encodes 198 amino acids. The record is from RefSeq and is a predicted model, not a curated record. The transcript is spliced from 3 exons. NCBI's taxonomy places the organism in Eukaryota, Viridiplantae, Streptophyta, Magnoliopsida, Santalales, Ximeniaceae.
GUAGUGGAAUCAAUCAUGGCCUCCUUGUAAAAUAGUUGAAAAGAAAAAAAAAAACUCAACCAUGAUUCCAAUUUCCCACACACAAAAAGCACGCCCACUAUAUCUCACUCCUCUCCAAGCAUCACUUCUCAUGCCAGAGGAUUACUUUCAUUCCCCACACGGCCAACAUUCUAAAUUCUCAUACCCUCCCUAAAAUUUAUUCAUUGAACCUCUGUUUUGGGUGUGUCCUUGCUCUGUUUUCCAAAUGAACAACAUGAGGCAGAGGCAGAGCACUGUUGGUGUUGGUGAAAAUGAGAAUGCACCCACCUCCGUCUACCACCUCAUCCCUACCCUCAAGCUCUUAGAUUUUGCCCUUAGGCUCUGUGCAGUCCCUCUCAGCGUUGCAUCCAUUUGGGUCACUGUGACCAACCAGCAGGACAACAGCAGCUAUGGCAAACUUCAAUUCUCCACUCUUGGGGGACUCAAGUACAUGGUUUGCAUCAAUGCCCUUUCUGCUGCUUAUGCUCUUUUUGCUGCUCUGUCCUCAUGGUUCAGAUGCCUUUUAACUAAAGCAUGGGUUUUCUUUGUCUCUGAUCAGGUUGUGGCUUACUUAAUGGUGACAUCAGGGGCUGCAGUGUUAGAGAUUCUGUACUUGGCUUACAAUGGUGAUAGGGAGGCCUCAUGGAGUGAAGCCUGCAAUUCUUAUGGAAGGUUCUGUGUAAGAGUGAAGUUGGGUUUGGCUCUCCAUGCCUCGUCUCUCUGCUGCUUCCUGCUUGUAUCUGUGAUCUCUGCUUAUAGGACUUUCAGCACAUACCCCCCUCCCUCCAUUCCUUCUGAAGUGUUGGAAGACCAAAGGAACUAGACGCUUCUCUCUUUUCUCCUGCUUGCGACUUGCGAGCUGCAUUUGGGAGAAUCCAUUUUUAGUCUUGGAUUUAGAUUUGAGUAAAUUUAGAGUAUUAUAUUUUGUCCAAAUUCACUUAAAUCUAAAAUUAGUGUUUCUACGUGAGGGAGGGAUUUAUGUGACUAUAUUGUAAUAAGAUGAAAAAUGCUUUGGUGUUAAAUGAAUAAUACAUGCUUUAUUUUAUGCUGCUCAGAUUGAUUAA